Odocoileus virginianus texanus is the source of this 1668-nucleotide messenger RNA. The record is from RefSeq and is a predicted model, not a curated record. Lineage: Eukaryota; Metazoa; Chordata; Mammalia; Artiodactyla; Cervidae.
CCAACCAGCCAGUAGAGAAGAACUAUGCGGUUGCUAAUGGAAACCUCUAGCGGCAAGAUGGCGUCCGCCAGUGAGGGGCGCGCGACCACCUGCAGGCUGCGCCGGGAGCUUCUUGGGAGGCCACCGCGGGACGGUAACGGCCGACUACACUACAGGGCCUCCGUCGGGAAGGGAGGGAGGCGGACAGGUUAUGGGGUCUACGUUUAUCCAAAUUCUUUCUUUCGGUAUGAAGGAGAAUGGAGAGGAGGCAAGAAACACGGUCGAGGGAAGCUGCUGUUUAAAGAUGGGAGUUACUACGAAGGCGACUUUGUGGACGGAGAGAUCACAGGAGAGGGUUGUCAGCACUGGGCACUGACAGGGAACACCUACACUGGACAGUUUGUUCUGGGAGAGCCCCAGGGACACGGCGUCAUGAAGUACCAAGCUGGCGGACAUUAUGAAGGGGAGCUCUUCCACGGCCUGAGAGAAGGACACGGGUGUCUGGUGGACGCAGACGGACAAGUGUACUGGGGGUCGUUUCAUGACAACAAGCGUCAUGGCCAAGGGCGGAUGAUCUUCCGGAAUGGAGACGAAUACGAGGGCAACUGGGUCCGGGACCAGCGCCAGGGCCAUGGGAUGCUGCGGCUCGUGGAUGGCUCCACCUAUGAGGGACAGUGGCACAGUGGUGUGUUCAGUGGACAGGGCAGCAUGGCCCACUGCUCCGGAGUCAUCUACCGAGGGAUGUGGAUCAACGGUCACCCCAUGGCACAAGCCACAAGGAUCGUGAUUUUGGGUCCAGAGGUGAUGGACACAGCCCAAGGGUCUUCCCUCACAUUGACCGUUCAGCUGCAGCGGGACAACGGGGAAGUGGCCACGAGUGAGGACGGCCGGGAGUUGGAGAUCUCCGCAGGCGUCCGGUACGUGCAGCUCCCGGCCUACUCGGAGGUCAGCUUUUUCAGAGUGGAUGACGGCCUCGGGCAGACGCCCAUCCAGACCCCGUUUGGAUUCCAGUGCAUCUCCUACCCUCUGUCCAGCCCCAAGUUCGGGGGCCCAGAGCCCAGAGCUGCCCUGGAAAGUGCCAGUGCUGACUCACCGUUCCCUGAGGGGGACCCCGGUGGCCUGCCUGCCGGGAGGCACGAGCCCAGCUGUCCCGGGAACCGUCGGCGAGCAGAGCAAGGCUGCGUCCAGUUCUCCGAUGUCCGCCUUGGGCCCCCACCACCAGGGUACCACGCCGUCCUGUUUCUGGAGGGCCUCCGCGAGGUGGGCAGCAGGCCCAGAGGCCAGGACCAUGGGGGGACAAUGCCCAUAGCGCAAGGCCCACCAGGAGGCAGCAGGUCUGGCAAGACACAGACCCCCAGCUUCAUGGCCGAGUGGGUCAUUAUUUCACGAGACGAGGGGACGCCUUCAGGAGGAGCUUCUGGCCUUUUGUCAACAAUGUUCAGGCUUGAUGGGGUGGCCACGGUGGAGCCAGCAGCGGAAGCCUUCCCAGGCGAGUAUGUCCUCAUGAUUCGCGAUGUGACCACCCCUCCAUUCCUGGGCCACACGCUGCCCACAGCCUUCAAACACCUUCGGGUCUUGGCAAGGGGGGCAGGCCAACAGCCCCAUGUCCCCAGAGAAGACCCGAAAGCCCUGAGCUAGAGGGAUGCCUGAGACUCCUGCCACUGGCUUUAAUAAAAUGCUCAACAACCA